GCGGUGGCGGCUGCCGGGGGCGGCGGCGGCGGCGGCGGAGUGGGGAGGCGGCGGCCUGGCUUGGCCUGGCCUGGCCUGUCAGGGCGCGGGCGGCGGCGGCUCCAGCACCAUGUCCCUGCAGUACGGGGCGGAGGAGACGCCCCUGGCCGGCAGUUACGGCGCGGCGGAUUCGUUCCCGAAGGACUUCGGCUACGGCGUGGAGGAGGAGGAAGAGGAGGCGGCAGCCGCGGCCGGUGGGGUUGGGGCGGGGGCCGGCGGAGGCUGUGGCCCAGGGGGCGCUGACAGCUCCAAGCCGAGGAUUCUGCUCAUGGGACUCCGGCGCAGCGGCAAGUCCUCCAUCCAGAAGGUGGUGUUUCAUAAAAUGUCACCCAACGAGACCCUCUUUUUGGAAAGUACCAACAAGAUCUAUAAAGAUGACAUUUCCAAUAGCUCCUUUGUGAAUUUCCAGAUCUGGGAUUUUCCUGGGCAAAUGGACUUUUUUGACCCAACUUUUGACUACGAGAUGAUCUUCAGGGGAACCGGAGCGUUGAUAUAUGUCAUUGAUGCACAGGAUGACUACAUGGAGGCUUUAACAAGACUUCACAUUACUGUUUCUAAAGCCUACAAAGUUAACCCUGACAUGAAUUUUGAGGUUUUUAUUCACAAAGUUGAUGGUCUGUCUGAUGAUCACAAAAUAGAAACACAGAGGGACAUUCAUCAAAGGGCCAAUGAUGACCUUGCAGAUGCUGGGCUAGAAAAACUCCACCUUAGCUUUUAUUUGACUAGUAUCUAUGACCAUUCAAUAUUUGAAGCCUUUAGUAAGGUGGUGCAGAAACUCAUCCCACAACUGCCGACUUUGGAAAACCUAUUAAAUAUCUUUAUAUCAAAUUCAGGUAUUGAAAAAGCUUUUCUCUUCGAUGUUGUCAGCAAAAUCUACAUUGCAACAGACAGUUCACCUGUGGAUAUGCAAUCUUAUGAACUUUGCUGUGACAUGAUUGAUGUUGUAAUUGAUGUAUCUUGUAUAUAUGGGUUAAAGGAAGAUGGAAGUGGAAGUGCUUAUGACAAAGAAUCUAUGGCAAUUAUCAAGCUGAAUAAUACAACUGUCCUUUAUUUAAAGGAAGUGACUAAAUUUUUGGCACUGGUCUGCAUUCUUAGGGAAGAAAGUUUUGAACGAAAAGGUUUAAUAGACUACAACUUCCACUGUUUCCGAAAAGCUAUUCAUGAGGUUUUUGAGGUGGGUGUGACUUCUCACAGGAGCUGUGGUCACCAGACCAGUGCCCCCAGCCUGAAAGCAUUGGCACACAAUGGCACGCCGCGAAAUGCCAUCUAGCCUGAAUUCCAGCUGUCGGGGCUCUGUGCCAGCUUACUCUUCACUCCAGGGUCAGAUGCCACGUGCUACAGGACAUGGGAGUUGCCGCUUGUGGGAAUCCUGGUGCCUGUCCCACUAGAGACGAGGGGUCGAGUUUCUCAUUUGGAUGAAAACCCCUUCAACCAGUGGUGUGCAGCUGAAGCUACUAUUUCUUUUUUUU
Messenger RNA from Neofelis nebulosa (Clouded leopard), 1508 nucleotides. RefSeq names its product Ras related GTP binding C (gene RRAGC). Gene Ontology annotation, cellular component: nucleus; lysosome; Gtr1-Gtr2 GTPase complex. NCBI's taxonomy places the organism in Eukaryota, Metazoa, Chordata, Mammalia, Carnivora, Felidae. Gene Ontology annotation, biological process: positive regulation of TOR signaling; cellular response to starvation; regulation of autophagy. The transcript has 7 exons. The coding region runs from base 110 to 1309 and encodes 399 amino acids. Gene Ontology annotation, molecular function: GTPase activity; GTP binding. The record is from RefSeq and is a predicted model, not a curated record.